CGUGACCCUCGAAGCCCCGCCCACUUUCCUGAUGACACACGCCAACGCGCCUGUCCAAUUUCCGCCGACUGAGAGCUUCUUGUUGGAUGUCCGGUUCUGUGCGGCUUCGGCAUGGUACUCGUCAAAGAAUAUCAAGUGGUGUUGCCAUGCUCAGUAGAAGAGUACCAGGUUGGCCAGCUGUACUCGGUUGCGGAGGCAAGUAAGAACAACACAGGUGGGGGCGAAGGGAUUGAAGUCCUCCGAAAUGAACCGUACGAGAAGGAAGGGGAGAAGGGCCAGUACACCCACAAAAUCUACCACAUACACAGCAAGGUGCCCACCUUCAUUCAGAUGGUUGCCCCAGAGGGAGCGCUGGUGUUUCACGAGAAAGCCUGGAACGCCUAUCCUUACUGCCGCACCAUCGUUACAAACGAGUACAUGAAAGAUGACUUUUUCAUUAAGAUCGAGACCUGGCACAAACCUGACUUGGGAACAACUGAUAAUCCUCAUGGUCUUCCCACUGAAGAGUGGGAGGAGACUGAAGUAGUGCCGAUCGAUAUCGCCGAUCGCUCUCAGGUGGAUGAUUCGGACUACAAGCCAGAGGAGGAUCCUGCUCUCUUUCACUCCGAGAAGACUGGCAGGGGGCCACUGGGACCAGGAUGGAAGAAGGAGCUUCAUAACAGUAACUGUCCCUAUAUGACUGCGUACAAGUUGGUGACUGUGCAUUUUCGCUGGUGGGGUCUGCAGGGCCGUGUGGAGAACUUCAUUCACAAGCAGGAGAAGAGGCUCUUUACUAAUUUUCACAGGCAGCUGUUCUGCUGGCUGGACCGCUGGGUGGACCUGACCAUGGACGACAUCCGCAGGAUGGAGGAGGAGACGCAGCGGGAACUGGACCAGAUGCGUAACCAGGGAUCGGUGAGAGGAAUGAAAGCAGGAGAUGACUAGAGUAAGACCGGGCGAGGAAUGGAAAGAAACCCAGGGCUACUUUUAAUUUUACCUCCUUCAGUCCUCACAUGGCCGAUCACAAUGUGCCACUUCACCAAGCCCUUUUGAACAGGAAACUGUCAUCUUUUACCCAGGAAGUGUCCGUUAUCUUGUGCGAGAGAGUGUGUGCGCGUGCGUGUGUGCACGCACAUGUGUGUAAAAUGUGCGUGUGCAUUUGUGCCGGUGCGGUUUGCCUUACAUGACCUCAUCAUUUGCUGCCAAAUUCUUUUGGAUUUUACUUCAAAUGUGUUAAAUAAUGUCAGCAUUUCUUUUUAUAAUUAAGUAUUAUAACUGUUCUACGGUUUUUGGCUUAUUUUGCAACCAUCAGCUUUGUACUGAGCGUGCCAGUGGGGUCCUAAGGGCCAAUCAAGUUUUACAAGGACGGUUUGGGGGUGCAUUUCACUAAACUUGUAUUUCAAACAUGAAUAAACAACUAAGUAAUUUACUUCUUAUUACAAUUAAAUUUGAGUCUGUCUGUGAACUUUUCAAUGGGAAGUUAAUGUACACUACAAGAAAAGGGCAUGUGUAAUAAACCAGUACACAAGUCAUUGAAACAAAAUGUAUGCAUAAUGCUUGUUUUCCUCAUAUGAAACUCAAAGCACGAUGGACAGAGCUUCUGUUAGGUUUUCUCUUUUUUUUCGUUGGAUUCCUCUCUGCACUGAAGGCGUGACUCAGUGUGAGCGUCCUCGUUGCUGGGUGAGAGGAGCUGUUUGUAGAUGAGACUCUUUUUAACCUCAAGAAGCGUUCCCACUUUUGACUGACAUCUGGCAUGCCAAGCCUCGCCACUUGGCUGAGGCAAACCCCAUCUUUUGGAGCUGAGUCUGAUUUACAAUAAUGUAACAACAAAAUAAAACCAACAUCAUUGACUGUCA
Molecule: messenger RNA, 1835 nt
Organism: Pangasianodon hypophthalmus (striped catfish)
Lineage: Eukaryota; Metazoa; Chordata; Actinopteri; Siluriformes; Pangasiidae
Gene: pitpnbl
Product: phosphatidylinositol transfer protein, beta, like
Exons: 11
Coding region: 112-924 (270 amino acids)
Biological process (GO): phospholipid transport
Cellular component (GO): cytoplasm
Molecular function (GO): phosphatidylinositol binding; phosphatidylinositol transfer activity; phosphatidylcholine binding
Source: RefSeq, a predicted model, not a curated record